CCCCCCUGCAUUCACCUUCGUCCCUUAGUCACCGCUCUCGUUCCCUCUCGCUUUCGUCCUUCCCCCCCUCUCUCUUUCUCGUUCUCAUUCUCCCUCUCCCCCUUAUUAAAUCUCGACCCCUUCCCCCGUCUUGGUACACGCGACGCUGUCACCGCAACGAACGAACAUACGUACGCCGAGGAGGUGCACGCAUAUCGAUCUUCGAUCGAGCGUUUCUCUCGGGGCCGCUUCGAGGAGAGACGCGUUCGCGGCUCUCCCGGUUUUUCCUUUCUCUCUCUCUCUUCUGUUUCUCUUUCUUUCUCUCUCUCUCGCGCGCGCGCUUUGUCUCUGUCCAGCCGCUGAAUCUCUUUCCCGUUGUAACGGGGCGAGCGUUGUAACAAAGUCGUGUGACAUCAAGCUUUUGGCGUUUUGAAGGAACGUGAGACACGCGCGCACGCACGCACACACACACACACGGAGCGAACAGGAUGAACGACAUGGAGGCCUACGGGGACGGAUACAUGGCACCGGAGGAGGAAUGGGAGAGGGAGGGUCUGUUGGACCCCGCCUGGGAGAAGCAGCAGAAAAAGACAUUCACAGCUUGGUGCAACUCGCAUCUACGCAAAGCAGGCACUGCCAUCGAAUCGAUCGAAGACGACUUCAGGAAUGGGUUGAAACUGAUGUUGCUGCUCGAGGUGAUCUCAGGGGAGACCCUUCCGAGGCCCGACAGAGGCAAGAUGAGGUUCCACAAGAUCGCCAACGUGAACAAGGCCCUCGAUUAUAUCGCCAGUAAGGGCGUCAAGCUGGUUUCAAUUGGCGCAGAAGAAAUCGUUGACGGCAAUCUAAAGAUGACCCUGGGAAUGAUAUGGACCAUUAUCUUGAGAUUCGCGAUCCAGGAUAUCUCCGUGGAGGAGAUGACCGCGAAGGAAGGACUGUUGCUUUGGUGCCAACGCAAGACGGCACCGUACAAGAACGUCAACGUUCAAAACUUCCACCUGUCCUUCAAGGACGGUCUCGCGUUCUGCGCUCUUAUUCAUCGUCAUCGGCCCGACUUGAUCGACUACAACAAACUCAGCAAGGACAACCCGCUGGAGAACUUGAACACUGCCUUUGAUGUCGCUGAAAAGUAUCUCGACAUUCCUCGCAUGUUAGAUCCCGAUGAUAUGCGAAAUACGGCAAUGCCUGAUGAGAGGGCCGUGAUGACCUAUGUUUCUUCGUACUACCACUGUUUUAGCGGUGCUCAAAAGGCGGAGACAGCGGCCAACAGAAUCUGCAAGGUACUGAAGGUGAACCAAGAGAACGAGCGUCUCAUGGAGGAAUACGAACGUUUGGCUUCCGAUUUGCUCGAAUGGAUACGACGAACGCUACCGUGGCUCGCGAAUCGGCAGACUGACAAUUCCCUCGCCGGUUGCCAGAAGAAGCUGGAGGAGUACCGGACGUAUCGGCGUAAGCAUAAGCCGCCGCGUGUCGAACAGAAAGCCAAGCUGGAGACGAAUUUCAAUACUCUUCAGACGAAGCUAAGGCUGAGCAACAGACCGGCGUACAUGCCCACGGAAGGGAAAAUGGUGUCCGACAUAAAUAAAGCUUGGAGAAACCUGGAGUUAGCCGAGAAGACGUUCGAGGAUUGGUUGUUGUCCGAGAUGAUGCGUCUGGAGCGACUUGAACAUCUUGCGCAAAAAUUCAAACACAAGGCGGACGCUCACGAGGAUUGGACCGCCGGCAAGGAAGAGAUGCUCACGUCCCAACACUUCCGACAGUGCAAACUGAACGAACUCAAGGCCUUAAAGAAGAAGCACGAGGCCUUCGAGUCAGAUCUCGCGGCUCAUCAAGAUCGCGUAGAGCAGAUCGCGGCUAUCGCUCAAGAGCUCAACACUCUUGAGUAUCACGAUAGUGCAUCGGUGAACGCAAGAUGCCAACGCAUUUGCGAUCAAUGGGAUCGCUUGGGUACGCUCACCCAACGUAGACGUCAAGCUCUCGACGAAGCCGAGAAAAUCCUGGAGAAGAUAGACGUCUUACAUCUGGAAUUUGCCAAACGCGCUGCUCCAUUCAACAAUUGGUUGGAUGGAACCAGAGAAGAUCUAGUGGACAUGUUUAUCGUCCACACAAUGGAGGAGAUCCAAGGUUUGAUGGACGCGCACGCUGCGUUCAAAGCUACCCUCGGCGAAGCGGAUAAGGAGUACAAUUCGAUUGUGGGAUUGGUGCGCGAAGUCGAAUCCAUAGUUAAGCAAUAUCAGAUUCCUGGCGGCCUAGAGAAUCCUUACACUGCUCUCACUGCAAUGGACCUUACUAAGAAAUGGAGCGACGUUAGACAAUUAGUCCCUCAACGCGACGGUACCCUGGCCGCUGAACUUCGCAAACAACAAAAUAAUGAGCUGCUUAGACGACAGUUCGCUGAAAAAGCCAAUGUUGUCGGACCAUGGAUAGAACGCCAAUUGGACGCCGUCACCGCGAUUGGUCUCGGCCUUCAGGGAACUCUCGAGGAUCAGUUACAUCGUCUGAAGGAGUACGAACAGGCGGUGUAUCAGUACAAGGCUCAUCUCGAGGAAUUGGAGAAGAUCCACCAAGCGGUUCAGGAAGGCAUGAUCUUCGAGAAUCGCUACACCCAGUAUACCAUGGAAACGCUGCGCGUCGGUUGGGAACAGCUUCUGACCUCGAUCAAUCGCAACGUUAACGAAGUCGAAAAUCAAAUUCUUACCAGAGAUUCGAAGGGCAUCACCCAGGAGCAGCUGAAUGAAUUCCGAAGCAGUUUCAACCACUUCGACAAGAACAGGACAGGCAGAUUGGCACCGGAUGAGUUUAAAUCCUGCCUUGUAUCUCUGGGAUACUCUAUUGGAAAGGAUAGGCAGGGUGACAUUGACUUCCAACGAAUCCUGGCCAUCGUCGAUCCCAACAAUUCGGGCUAUGUACACUUUGACGCCUUCCUAGACUUCAUGACGCGCGAGUCCACCGAUACUGACACGGCGGAACAGGUCAUCGACAGUUUCCGCAUUCUCGCUGGCGACAAGCCUUACAUCUUGCCAGACGAAUUGAGGAGAGAAUUACCACCGGAUCAGGCGGAAUACUGUAUUCAGCGAAUGCCUCCGUUCAAAGGACCGAGCGCUGUGCCUGGGGCAUUGGACUACCGCUCCUUCUCAACGGCUUUAUACGGCGAAUCUGAUCUGUAGACGAACGUAAUGAUGUAAAAAUCGAUAUUAUUCAAUACGAAAUGAUAUCGAGAAGAAGACGAAGAAAACAAACAGAUCAGGUAUUCGUCAAUUGACAGGUGAACAAUGCCUAAAAAUUUCUCCUACUAUUUUAGUACUCUAACGCAUCAACGUAUUUUCAUGUGGCGAUACGUUUUACAAGAAAAAAAAACGGAACUAAAUGUGAGAGAGUACAAUACGUACAAUAAUAUCGGCCAUCACGUUGAAUAUUAAUAAUUGUACGUGCGCAUAUAUACUCGAGAUUGUUUGGAAUGUCCGGGGCUGGUAAGAAAGCAGGCGAUGUCAUUUUAACGCAAAGGGAUCUAAGUGUGUCAAAAUAGGUAUUAACUAAGGACAUCUCUUCCACACGAAUGGAAAUCACAUAUCAAAUAUACGUACAGGGAAAGAAGAUUGCGUAGCUUUUAUAUAAGUCUGUUAUCGCGACAAUAAUGAAUAUCAAAUAUGAGUAUAUUUGGAUACCUUUCGUUAAAAGGAUAGGAAACAUGAGUGCGAACUCGAAAUUCGAAAUUAAUGUACUCUUCUAAGAACGUUUUGCUACAUGCUUACUCUUCUAUUCUUUCAUGUAGCCUAUGCUGGAACGAGACAAUUUGAAUUUCAUUCUUUCAUUUUUCUUUUUUGGGAAUGUAAGUGCCAAUGAUAGAUAAGAUCUUCUACAAUUCCUCUCUUCGAAUUGGAAAUGUAUUGCAUCUGAGACCAUACUUGAGUCUGGUAAUUAUGGUAAAAAGGAGAAGCCCACAUAAUUGGAUAUACAUAUGUAGUUGGUGAGUGCAUUGAUACUACAGGCUCUCCGAAUUUUUACUAGAAUAGUGCUAUUUUCUACUAGUACUAUUUUCUCGCUCUUUAUACAUAUAUACAUAUAUAUACUAGUAUCGAAAAAUUUAACUUUUUCUAAAGUUCUAUAUCCUACAUUUUGUAUAUGAUUAUACAGCGGAAGAAAUAUAUACAUAUAUUUUUAGA
This is a messenger RNA of Vollenhovia emeryi, 4139 nucleotides long. RefSeq names its product alpha-actinin, sarcomeric (gene Actn). The record is from RefSeq and is a predicted model, not a curated record. Lineage: Eukaryota; Metazoa; Arthropoda; Insecta; Hymenoptera; Formicidae. Gene Ontology annotation, biological process: actin cytoskeleton organization; muscle cell development. Gene Ontology annotation, molecular function: actin filament binding; calcium ion binding. The transcript is spliced from 13 exons. Gene Ontology annotation, cellular component: cortical actin cytoskeleton; Z disc; plasma membrane. Bases 468 to 3143 code for a protein of 891 amino acids.